This is a messenger RNA of Dalotia coriaria, 2987 nucleotides long. RefSeq names its product I-kappaB kinase beta (gene IKKbeta). NCBI's taxonomy places the organism in Eukaryota, Metazoa, Arthropoda, Insecta, Coleoptera, Staphylinidae. Bases 147 to 2357 code for a protein of 736 amino acids. Gene Ontology annotation, cellular component: cytoplasm; IkappaB kinase complex. Gene Ontology annotation, biological process: tumor necrosis factor-mediated signaling pathway; peptidyl-serine phosphorylation; positive regulation of transcription by RNA polymerase II. The transcript is spliced from 6 exons. Gene Ontology annotation, molecular function: IkappaB kinase activity; ATP binding. The record is from RefSeq and is a predicted model, not a curated record.
UUUUAGUUGCGACAAUUUUGCUCCAACAUAACUUAACUCUACUUAAGUCUAUUUACUUCGAUUCUCUUGACUUGUGAAUUAAAUAAUGUGCUCCUACCAAUAGGAUUAAGUUCAAUUCAGGUGCUAAAAGAUUUAAUGUAAUAAAAAUGGAGGAAGUAACAAGCUUAGGCGAUUGGUUGAAAGUAUGCACCCUCGGCUCAGGAUCCUUCGGUGUUGUUACCUUAUGGCGUCACCGCUCUUCAAAUGACAUGGUUGCGAUUAAAAAAUGCCGCUUUGAUAAACCACAAAGCAUCGAAGAUAAACAACGCGCACGCUGGACACAGGAAGUUGAUUUUAUGCGCAAUGUCCAACACCCGAAUAUCGUCGGUUACAAACAACUACCCAGCAAUUUUCUCGCACAACUGGAACGUUACAAUUUAAGUCGACUGCCAUUACUGCCAAUGGAGUAUUGCAGCGGCGGUAAUCUGCGUCGAUUGCUUCUUCAAUCGAAACACGCUUGUGGCCUUCGUGAACCGGAUGUGCGGCGUGUCCUGGAUGAUAUUGCCGCUGCCGUCAGCCAUUUGCAUCGAUGUCAGAUCACACAUCGCGACAUCAAACCGGAAAACGUCGUGCUACAACAUGGCGCCGGCGGAAGAAUCACUUAUAAACUGAUUGAUUUGGGAUAUGCGAAAGAUAUGAGUCUGCUGAUGAGUUUCGUGGGGACAUUGGCGUACACCGCACCGGAAAUAUUCAAAAACGAGAAAUACAACCACAGCGUAGAUUACUGGUCAUUCGGUAUCAUGGCGUAUGAAGUGUGUUGUGGGAAGCAUCCAUUUUUACCAAAAGUCCCACCGGUACAAAGAUUUGAGAUGAUAGCGAAGAAAGGACCACGUGACAUCUGCGUUUAUCAAGCAUCCGGCAAUAAAAUCAUCUAUACCGAUAAAAUCUUCGAACACAAUCACAUUUCAGCGUGUCUCCGCACACAUCUCGAAGAUUGGCUCGGUUCAAUGCUUCAAUACAAAAGCACAGAAAGAGGUGUUACCCAAAGCGGUGCAAAUGUGUUCACCGUACUUAAAUCCAUCUUGGAUAAACAAAUUCUUCAUGUUUUCGCUGUGUAUAAUUACACACAUCACUACUACGAGAUUAACGCAGCCACUAAACUGCAUCAUCUACAAUAUUUCCUGCAAGAAAGCACUGGUUUGCUUCCAUCAGACCAACUCAUUGUCACUUCUUCAACGAACCUAUCAAAAGCGGACUUUUACAACCGUCUUUUAUCUAAUAACUUAAACGCGUCACUUAUUACUGAUCUGGGAUUAUCUUCUCAGAGUACUUUGAUUUUAUUCAAGAGGAAUGAGUACAUAAACCCUAGGAAGUUGAUUCUGCCACCGGCGGUGAAGAGUUUGAUUAAUAUGUCGGAGGAGAUUCCAUGGGAACGUCUCAAUGUGCUCACUAGUCAAGCAGUGCAUUAUAUUGAACAGGAAACAAAUAAAAUGCACACGAUUUCGAUGGUUGUGAAUGAGUUGUUUGAGUUUUUGCGGGUUAUUUUAUCCGGGCAGGAUGGUUUGGUCCGCGGGAUGAAGGAAGCUGGGAGGAAAGCGUUGAUGAUGGUGGAAUUUUGCAGUCAGAUGAACAGUGAUUGUUGGUAUGAUAGAAGCAAAGUAAACGCGAUCAAGAAUCAACGGAAACAGAUGUGGCGUGUGAGGGAGUUGAUCGAGAAUGUCAAUUCGGCGAUUGUGAGGUUCUACAAGUCCAGGACGAGGACAAGGUUAUUGAGGGUGUCUAUGGAUAGGGUUGUUCAGUGGAUGGAUGGACUGGAUAUUAAUUCUAUUUAUGAUGAGGCAUUGAAGUUGAUGAAUAUAGGCAACCAAAAGACCUCUAUCAACGCGUCAGGAAUCUCCCGCAUCAUCUUUAAAUGCCUGAAAACCUGCACGGAAAUUCAACAAGACGAAAUGAUUGUUCAUCAUUUCAAUUUGUGUUUUAAAGUAUUACGCGAACAUAACAAACUCACCCGUUGGAUGCGUGCAUUGACUGAGCAUUUGGCAGUGGCUACGGUGGACUUGUUGGACGCACAAAAGCAACUCAGCCGAAGUGACGGCCAGACACUUCGUGCGGAAAACGCCAUGUCGGCCGGCAGCAGUGAGCGGACGAUUGAUAUUCAAGGCGAUGCGCUGCUCAAUAAUGGCGACAUCCAUCAGGAAACGCCGGACUGCUCUCAGGAAGACGGUUUACCAACUGUUGAUGAUCUCGUUAAGGACAAUCGAAUUCAAAGAUGCAGAAUGCAAGAAGUUUUAGAAGAAUUACUCGCCAUGCACAAGAAAUACGCCAUCCAUGUUGAAGAAUUUGUUCAAUACAUCGACAAUAUUACCUCAACUGAUUAACUUGACCAAAAAUAAUAAUCUUAAAGUUUGUGUCUAAUUGUUAGAGAGACUAUUACCUGAUUUAUAUGAUGUUCAUGAUGUUUGUUCAAAUGUUUUUAAUUAUUACUAUUAUUAUUAUUAUUAUCAUAGUUUAUACAUAAAUUUUAUUACGAGUUGCAAAGAUGAAAUCAAACCUGAUAUUAUUAACCAAGUACGAUUUCACAUUGACGAUUGGUAUAAGGAUAAGCUAAACGCCUUGUUGACGACAAUUAUGUAAAUCUGUUUGCGGUUCAUCUUAGUCCUUUGUCAAUAUUGCUUUAAAGUCAGAGUGAAAGUGGGAGAUUGCUUCGUGAUCGCCGGGUUUUAAGGAGUUUAACUUGCGAGGAUAACCGUCGUCCGUCGUUACUGCACUUUCGCACUUUGCUAACUCCUUGAGUCGAUUUUCAGUUCGGUAACUAAGCGGAUAAUUCACUUUUGACGCCAUUUUAGAAGACUGUUGUACUUACAUCAGUUUUGUUACGAAGUUUAAGUGACACGCCAUUCUUUUGUCUCUAAUUUUGAUUAAAUGAAGAUUACCAAUACAUAACCUACUUGCAUAACCUACAAAUAUUCUACAUGUAAUUAAUAUUUGAAUAAAUCGGCAUUAAGUUA